UUAAAAUUUGGGACCAGGAAUGAAAAAAUCUGGAAGACUUCUUAUUAAACAUGAUUUGGGACAUUGCAGUGUUGCAAAAUGCAACUGUGCGAUCACGGAACACUUUUCCGAAAGCGCAUUUCCCGAGCCGUGUACGUUUUGAGUUUAUACUGCUGAUUCUGUCCGUUUAUUUCAUGAUAACGGGGAGGAAAAUGUGUGACCAAAGCGGGCAGAUAUAUUUUGAACCUGACCAACAUAACUCGACACCUGGCUACUCAACCAAUGCAGGAUUUAGAGGGGGUUAUUCUUCAGGAAUGUUGAACCAUCCAUCAAUACAACAAUUCAGUGACAUUGUACAAAUUCCAGCUGAACCUGACCACAACCGAGUAGUUGAAAGCGCGUUGGAAAUCUGCAAAGAUAAAAAACAACCUGUGCAAAAUCCACCUGGCAAUGGAAGUCCUGAACAUUUACAGAUUGACAAGGAAAACAGGAUGAACAACAGUCCCCUUUCAUUGAGGUUAGCCCCCAACGGAAGCAUGUUCAAGACGCCGCACCCUCAAGAUUAUCCUUAUCCAAAUAUGGUGUCCUCACAUAACGGUUGUAAGUUUCACAGUGGCCACAAUUUUGAUGAUUCGUAUGUCAUCCAUUGGUACGAAUCCAUGUCAUUAAGAGAGCCGACCUACCCCAACAACAGUACCAACCCACCUCCCAUAAAAACAAAUGAAGAAACGAUACCCAAAGAUUUUGGGUUACCUCCGAACAGGCAAUACCAACAACAUGAACAACAUUCACAAAAUUCUCACAACAAUGUCUCUCCAUUAUAUGUACAAAGUUACCCCAGCCACGAAAGAUUGCAGAAGUCUCAAGCUGAACCACAUCUACGACAUAUCUCUGAUGGUUCAAAUCACAGUGAUGAGACCAGAUAUAGCUACUUUGAGACACCGCAUGUGAGUUAUGACCAAGAAAAAACAGAACAUCAACCCCAGCAUAGAAGAAAUGGUGCAGCUUGGAAUAAUGUCCCACCAGCUCAUCCUAACCCAACACCAGACUCUGAAAAGCAGACUGGGCAGACACGACCUUACCAGCAGCAAACAGUAGACGCAGCUGCUGCUCCCCCAGUAAAUGCACCUGCUAUGAGAGAAAAUAUUAAAGUUUUCAUCACGUAUGCUGAGGCACACAAUGAGGAACACAUGAGACAAGUUGUUCAAAUCUCUCAGACUCUUAUACAAAACCGUAUUGAUGUAAAAGUUGACAUGUUGGAAGAGAAUAUGCAAUCUCUCAGCAUUUCAGAUUGGCUAAACUCAGCCCUUUAUGAAUGUGACUUUGUACUGAUCUGUGUAAGUCCUGGUUAUAUGCAAGAGGUAGACCCUCAAGAAGGUGAGAGUUUGAAACCAGGAGAGCGAGCGCUCAACACGAAGUAUAUCUACCGCAGACUUCUUUCUGAAUAUAUUGCUCAAUCUUCACGCAACUAUAGAUUCAUACCAGUGCUUGUGAGCAAUGGGGACAGGUGUCAUGUUCCACAUUGGUUGCGUGACACAAAAAUAUACAAAUGGCCAACUGACUUUGAGGACAUAUUUUAUCGCUUGUUGAAGCAAGAAAAAUACAUCAAGCCGAAGAUGGGUCCAGUGCCAAAUUGCAUAAUUGAGCGAUAUGAUUCUGUGAGUGCAAGAAGUAAUUCAAGAAACAGUGGCAGAAAAUCUCGGACACCAGUGGUGCAGGAUUCUUCCCAGAAGUGAUUAAACAUUUCCUUUAUAUUCUGCCUUAAAUAUUAAUAAGUAAACAUCAGCAGUUGUUGGUUUAAUGUUUUGUAGUAAACAAAAUGUAGAGUUUGUAUGUCAACUACACUAUUUGAGUGCUGUAUCAUGUACUUCUUUUUUGUCAUAUUUUCAUGACUAAGUUCUUUUUUUAAUCAACCCCUCCGACAAAGUCUGGUUAAUUACAGCUUUUAAUAGAUCUGCGAGGCUUUCCUGUACAUUGCACUUACCUCCUGCAUGUAUUUUACUGUAAACAAAAUUUUUCAAAUUUCUUGUAAAUUAUGUCAUCUGUCCGACCCAUGUUUCUCGUUUCAUUUUGAACAGAGUUUGAUUUUAUGGAA
This is a messenger RNA of Ciona intestinalis (vase tunicate), 2074 nucleotides long. The record is from RefSeq and is a predicted model, not a curated record. Lineage: Eukaryota; Metazoa; Chordata; Ascidiacea; Phlebobranchia; Cionidae.